Molecule: messenger RNA, 5170 nt
Organism: Myxocyprinus asiaticus (Chinese sucker)
Lineage: Eukaryota; Metazoa; Chordata; Actinopteri; Cypriniformes; Catostomidae
Product: zona pellucida sperm-binding protein 3-like
Exons: 8
Coding region: 4039-4962 (307 amino acids)
Biological process (GO): egg coat formation; positive regulation of acrosome reaction; binding of sperm to zona pellucida
Cellular component (GO): extracellular matrix
Molecular function (GO): acrosin binding
Source: RefSeq, a predicted model, not a curated record
GGGGGUUACCUCUCCCUCAUCACCCCUGGAAUCUACGCCCCUGAGGGGAAGUAACAUGAGACCGCUGUGCAUACUAGAGCAUUUGGUUUGCACCUCACCAAGGUCUGCACUAGUAGUUAUCUGAUCAUGAAUUACCUGUGGCAAUGUUUUUUUAUUUUUAUUUUUAAAGUUGCCACAGCACUUGGGAUACCUGAAGAUGGUAAAAAAGUUGUGUUUUUAUUAUUCUAACUCGAGAACAAAACAAUUGUGUAUUAUAAAUUCCUUACUAGUUAACUAAUAUAUUUAUUCUAAGAUUCUUUAGUUCUGAGCACAUAAAUUACAUUUUCACUUUUUUUUUUUAUUCUUUUUUUUUUUUUUAUUAUUGUAUAUAGAUAUCGAAGUUGAGUGUGAACAUUCUGUGGAAAGUGGAUAAAUCCAUGACUGUGAAUCCCGUUCGUCUUUUCCUGGGUAGCUGUUUUCCUUCACUGUUCUCAAAUGUCACAGAUGAUGGAGCAGUUGCAGGCUUUUACUAUCUAAUUGAUGUGUGUUUGACAGGUCACACCCAGACUUCUCCAGGACACUCAAUCCCAAUUCAGUCCCAUAAUUGCUCAUGGAAAAACAAACUCAAAUCUGUCUUCAGGCCAGAGGGUUGGACCCCUCCAUUCCAGAGCUAUUCUAACGAUGUAAUACAAGAUCAGGGAGAACUGGCCUUUCACAUGGCAAUUCUCAAUUAUGAUUUCAGUGGCCUUGCAGAGUCCAAUGUCUUUCCUCUAGGUUCUUUUGUUCCUAUUUGGGCUGGGGUGGAACAGCAAGCCCAUCAGCCAUUGGUGCUGCUCCUAGAAGAAUGUGUAGCCUUCACAACACUGGAGGUCUAUCCAGACACCCUUACAUACACACUCAUCACCAAUAAAGGGUGUAAAUUGUGAUUGAAUAUUUCCAAUGACUAUUUUCCUUUUCUGAUGGUAUUUAGUGGCCAUGUUUCCAUAGUUGACUGUAAAACAAUGUGAAUCCAUCAUAGGUGUCUUGUGGAUGGUAAGAACAGUUUCUCCAGGUUUUAACCAAGGUACCAGUCCAACUCAGUCUUGCUUCACCUUCAAGCUUUCAGAUUUGCUUUGGGACAAGAGGUGUACAUCCAUUGCAAAUUAAUCGCUUGGGACCCUGACGAUUUUAAUGAAUUGAGGAAGGCCUGCAAUUAUAAUAAAGACAUGAGAGAGUGGGAGCUUUUAGAUGACACAUCCCAGAAUGCUCUUUGUCAAUGUUGUGAUUCCACUUGUACAUGCCAUGCAAAGAGGAGCACAGAUCCCGGUAAAUCGUGACAUAUAUUGUCCACUAUAGUAAUAGUAAUAAUGUUAAUCACUGCAAAUUUAUAACAUGGGUUUAAAUUCACAUGCAAAGUUUUUGGACCACCACACAUCAAUGGCUGGUUCUAAACUCCAUUUUAGGAUCUGUGAUAAUUACUGAAAAUUGACCAUGAUGUUACCCCAAUGUGCAAGCCUUUUACUGGAAGCAUAGGUUUGUUCCCACAAUCCCAUUAUUAUAAUCAUAUAUUAUUUAGCAUAUUUUUGAGUUACAUUUCAGUGUAUUUUUCAUGUUUUUGCUUUUUUCCUUGUUGAUAGACUGAAUGGUGGUUUGGUGGUGGAGCUGAUAGUAGCUGACAGGUCCAUGGCAGUGGUGGUUAAUCUAUACAUUGUAUUCUUUAGAGAUGAAUGACCCAUGUGUGCAGUAAAAUAAUCCUCCUAUCAGGUGCUGUAUUCCCAGUUGGAGGGAGUCAUAAGGAGUCCGCUGCAUCUUUAACACCUUUUCUUAUUGCCCAAUAAAAGACUGAAACAUCUCUGAGUCUAUUAUUUUAAACUGUUUGCUCCUGUUCUGAUCUUUUUUUCACUUUAUGUACCCCAGCACAGCACCCGCUCUCCCUUACUUAACAAACCUGCUUAAACAAAUCAUCUUAUUAGUAAAGGCUCCAAGACAUUAACUGGGUGUGAGUUUAAAACUGUAAAGGACCAGGAUUGAGAACUACUGCUAGUAGGUGCCACACCAGUUCUUUUCUCUGUGGAAUACAAAAUUAGAUAUUAAGCAGAGUGUUAGCUUCAUUCAGUAUUUAAUUUCAUUGUUAGAAAAAAAUAAGAUUAAAAAAAAAAAAAAAAAAUGCAUUGAAAUUGAAUGGUGACUGAGGCUGCCUUUCUGGCUAACAUCUCCAUUUGUGUUCCACAGAAGAAAGUCAGUCAUAUUGCUUUAGAAUGCAUAAAGAUGAGUAAAUCUUUUUUAAAAUUUUUUAUUUUGGGAUGAACUUUCCCUUUAAGUAUGAGUGGGCUGGCUUUAAUUUAUGUUGUAGUAACCCUUUCACUUUCAAUAUUGCUUAGCAGUUGGACAAGUUCACAGACAAUUCCGAUCAAUGCAAACAGCAUAAACUAACCCACUGUUUGUUAGUUAAAUCUGUCAUUGUUUCCCCAAAGUUUUUAAUUUUAAAUUUGGAAGCAUUGCAUUACAUGCAACUUUAAAGGUGCACUCAGUAAGUUUUGUCUUUGUGUCAUCUUGGACUUACACUGACACCUAGUGGCUUGGAUGCAGCAUAAUUUAAAAUCAAUAGUUUUCAGUUUCAGAUGCCAUUGUAGAAAUUUAGUAUUCACAGUCAGCCAUGAUUACUUUAAUCAAUGAGUGAUAGUGCCAAAUAACAGGACAGUUACGCUAGUAUUCGGCUGGCCAUGUGAUUCUAACAUGGCAGCCCCCAUGUGUGGACCCUCUCCAUGUAGAAUAAAUAUAAGUUUACUGACAUGACUGGAGUCUUCAUUUUAAUGUGAGUGGUCACAAUUUCCUACAUAUACUGCAAAAUUACUAUUCAUGUCUUUAAGAGUUAAACUCUUUUAAUGAGGAAAAAAGUACUGAAUGCAACUUUGAAUGAGCAAUGAAUGCCACAGUGAUCAGAGCCACACCAAUAGCAGCUGAUGGCCAUUAAGCUCAUCAAGACACUUCAGUUCAGAAGCGAAUCCUUUAAUAAGCUUAGCUAUCAAAGUGCAUAAGUAUGUCCUUGAAUUAACCAACAGUAUAUUGUCAGAAUGCCUUCCUUUUUGAUAUUAGUUUUUUUAAAUCUGGCUGUUUUCUUAGUGGUGGAAGCAGGUAAUUGGAUAUGACUUGCAACUAGAUGAAGCAUUUUAACACCAAGCUUGUAGUAUUAACAUUGCACACUAUUGCUCAAUAUUGUGCUCAGUGUUUCUUAAUUCAGUUUCCAAAUUCACUUCUCUUCAGCGAUCAAUGUGGAUUGUGGAAAAAAUUCUGUGUCUGUGCGAUGGGCUGAAGCAAACUCGCAAGUGGACCCAUCAUUUCUUCGGCUGGGUGAUUGUCCUCCAUCCCAAAUUUCUGUGAAACCCAGUGGCUCGGAGGCUGUGUUUAAUGCUGAAUUUGGGGCCUGUGGUAUUAGGAGGCUGGUGAGUUUGGAGAUCUGUUGAAUAACUUAUUUUGCCAUUUGACUGACUUCUGUGUUCAGAAGUGUUACGUUGCUCUUGUGCGUGUGAACUGUUGUGUGGCAAAUACUGUUUGAGAAUGAGACCAAUGGCUCUUCAAGGGAAUGCAAACUGUCCUCCAUUGGGCUGUAUUGAAAUCUUGGGAUGAUAUAUCUUACUGAGACAUUUGUACUGUGUUUUGAUUACUUCCAAGGAUUGGCACUUGUGACAUAAAUCAGUCUUCCCCUGCUUUCUCAAAAGAUAACUUUCUUAUCCAAUAAUCACAAAUGACUGAUUGGUCCCCCCUUAUUAGCACUGAGAAAAGUAAUGUGUAUCAUGUGACAAUGCUGCUUGUAUGUGUUUGCUUCAGUGGUGUGGAUGAAAAUGGGUUGCACUUGGGAUAAUGGGUUUUAUUUUUUAUUUUAUUUUUGGCAUGUAGUAUGUUCUCUGUACGACUUACCAUCCCUGUAAUAUCAACUGAUAUGAUUACUGUUAAUAUCAAAGGAAGCAUCAUUGUAUUGGAUUUAGCUUUUUGCCUUUUUCUACUGCUCUUUCCUGUUUCUGUGAUGAACUUGUGGCCUAGUGGACAUUUUGCCAUGUUUCUUCCCAUUCUUAGGUGACAAUGGAUCAGAUUGUUUUUCAGACCGAGAUCACUUCUACCACUUCAUUGAAAACUACACCGGUUUAUUAUCCUGUCUCCUGUGCUUAUGAAAGGCCAGAAAACUGGGCACCUCCUUUGUAUGAUCCUCUGCUCUUUCAAACACAUGGCCAGGGAGAUUUGGCCUUUCAUAUGGCGCUCAUGAAAGAUGAUUUUAGUGGUGUGGCCACUUCCACAACCUUUUCACUGGGCUCAAUGAUCCCAAUCGCUGCCUCAGUAGACCAGCAGUCCCAUCAGCCAUUAAUGCUGCUCUUGGAAGAAUGUGUGGCAUCUACAACACCAGAGAUUGGUCCAGAUUCUCAUAUUUACCCACUCAUCACCAAUAAAGGGUAUGUUCAGAGGCUAGUAGUGCUCUUUUCCACUUCAAGUCUGGCUGCCUUUCUGAAUUAUCUGAUUUUUAUCUUUAGGUGUCUGGUAGAUAGCAAAAAGACCAGCUCAGUGUUUCUGCCAAGAAGCCAAUUGUCGGAGAUCAGGCUAAAUCUUCAAGCCUUCAAGUUUGCCAUCGGCGAGGAUGUGAGUUCACUGAAUUUAGUUGUCUUUUGUGUUGGUGUUGCAUUUUAUUUAAUAUUAUGCCAUCCUAAGGUCUACAUUCAUUGCAAGCUUGUGGCAUGGGAUCCAAGAGACCUGGAUGGUGGCAAGAAAGCUUGUCAAUAUGACAAGUCCAGCUCCAGGUAUAAUCAUAGAAGUUUGAAUAUUUUCCUGCCCUUUGUAACCAUAAUGAAUGGUCCUGUUUCUUUUUGCAGAUGGCUGCUACUUGAUGAUCCUUCCCAGAGUUCUCUCUGCAGCUGCUGUGACACUAAAUGUCGAGGAAGAAAGAAAAGAGGAAUAACAGCUGAUUCCUUAAUGUUGAAUUCUGUGCUUGGGCCAUUGGUUAUUAUUGGAAACUGAGGGCUGGAUUAUGCUUCACAUAAUGGAUCAAGGUUUGUCAUUUUAUUAAAUGUGUAUAUAAUUUUUCUCUUCUGCAAAUCAUUUCAUGUUGAAUUAUUUUUAAAGAUUGGUGCCUCCAAGCCACUGGAUUUGAUUUUGGAGAUCCUGUUCUACCUAUGCCUGCUAAUCGGUUCUGUUUCAUGGGAUGAAUAAACUUUAUAAUAAAGUG